Molecule: messenger RNA, 1067 nt
Organism: Diorhabda carinulata
Lineage: Eukaryota; Metazoa; Arthropoda; Insecta; Coleoptera; Chrysomelidae
Gene: Sras
Product: CAAX prenyl protease 2
Exons: 1
Coding region: 132-980 (282 amino acids)
Biological process (GO): CAAX-box protein processing
Cellular component (GO): endoplasmic reticulum membrane
Molecular function (GO): metalloendopeptidase activity
Source: RefSeq, a predicted model, not a curated record
UGUUAGAAUACUCUGUGGUGUUUAAGACAAGUAGUACAUAACCAAAGUUUUUAAAUAAUAUUUAUUAUUUGUAUAUCAGAUGAAAUAGAUAAUGUAUACACAUCUAACUGCCGCAAACAAGACUGUUCGAGAUGGAAUGGAAUUUUGAUGAAACUUUUCAAUGUUACAAGUCAAUUUUUCUUUGCUUUUUACUGUCUGUUACCUACGUCUUCAGUCUUCAUAUAUGGAAAAGUCCUCACAGUAGAGAUCAUCCGUCGACUAUAAAAAAAAGAUUCACUAGUGCUUUCGUCAUGUUAUUUAUAUCCCCAUGUUUUUUAUAUAUGGGUCUUCGAAAAGAAGUUUUAGAAAAACAAACAUUUCCAGAAAUUUUGGGACUAAGAUCUCAGGGAUUAUGUCAGGCAAUUUUUAUGCCCCUUUUCCUAACAAUGAUAUUAUUUUUGGGUCCUAUAUCAAUGGAAUUGUACAGUGGCUUAUCUAAAUUGUAUACUGAAGAAAUGUAUUGGUUUUCAAAUCUAAAAAAUUUAAUAUGGUUAAGAAAUCACAUAGUAGCACCUUUUACUGAAGAAUUUACAUAUAGAAGUUGUAUGCUGCCAAUGUUACUACAGUGUUUUACUCCGUAUUCAGCAGUGUUUACUAGCCCAUUGUUUUUUGGAGUUGCCCAUUUUCAUCAUAUGUUGGAAAGAAUAAACCAUAUGAGUUUUAAUUUGUCUUUGAAAAUAUCCUGUUUUCAGUUUGCAUAUACAACAUUGUUUGGAAUGUAUUCUGCAUAUAUUUUCUAUAGAACUAGACAUUUCAUAUCCAUAUUCAUUGUACAUUCAUUUUGUAAUCAUAUGGGCUUUCCAGAUUUCACUGAAGUUGUUACUUAUAAGGGUAUGAAAAAAAUUACUAUUGUAAGUUUAUUUAUUAUCGGUUUAUGUGCAUGGUGCUUUUUAUUGGAACCCUUGACGGAACCUACUUGGUAUCAUAAUGAAUGGUUAUGAUUAGUAAAACAGUUAGAUAAUUGUGUUAGUUGUUAUGUUUAUAAUAUAAUGUUUAUUUUAUCAUGACAUUAAAAUUGUAUCAACAUA